AUGGCAACCGUCCUCGUCCAAGACGCCGUCGGCGACAAGAAACCGGCAAGCGCCUCCACGACCUCACUCGAUAGCAUCCCGCCGUUGGGAGUGCUGAAGGAAGAGAAGCGCUUCUGGUUCCAGCGGACCAAGGGGUUUGAUCCCAACGCAAUCGCGACCCUGCCCAGCGUCUUUGACGAUCCCCUGGCCGCGGAGAAAUAUCAACCCCGCGAGGACUGGGAGAACUCGCAUCGCUUCGAUCCGAGGGCUCGGUGGACGUGGGCGGAGGAAUAUGCGGUGGUGCGCAAGUGCGACUGGAGGAUCAUGAUAUGGGCCUGCAUCAUGUUCAUGGCCCUCGAGUUGGACCGCGCCAAUAUAUCGCAGGCCCUGACGGACAACUUCCUCGACGACCUUCACUUGACCACGAACGACUACAACCUCGGAAACACGGUCUUCAAGCUGUCGUUCUUAUGUGCGGAGCUGCCCUCGCAGCUCGUGUCCAAGUGGAUGGGCCCGGACCGCUGGAUCCCCAUGCAGAUGGUCCUCUGGAGCGUCGUCGCCGCAGCCCAGUUUUGGCUCAGCGGGAGGUCCUCGUUCCUAGUUACGCGGGCGCUGCUAGCGAUCUUGCAGGGAGGCUUCAUCCCCGAUGUCAUCCUCUACUUGUCGUAUUUCUACAAGCACCACGAGCUAACCCUCCGUCUGGCCUUCUUCUGGACCAUGAUGAGCGUUGCCGACAUCCUAUCCGCGCUUCUAGCGGCCGGGCUCCUACAGAUGCGCGGCGUACUCGGUUACUCGGGCUGGCGCUGGCUGUUCCUCCUUGAGGCUCUGGUUACCGCCGUAGUCGGGAUAUUCUCCUUUCUCCUGAUGCCGCCGGGCCCGUGCCAGACCGCUAGCUGGUUCCGGGGGAAGAAGGGCUGGUUCACGGAGCGCGAGGAGACCAUCAUCGUCAACCGUGUGCUGCGCGAGGACCCAAGCAAGAGCGAGAUGCACAACCGCCAGCCGAUCACGCCCCGUCUGCUGUGGAAGUGCCUCCAAGACUACGACCUCUGGCCGCUGUACAUCCUCGGCCUAUCCUUCCAGAUUCCGAUGACACCCGAAGGGCAGUACCUAACCCUAUCGCUACGGCAGAUGAACUUCAGCACGUUCACGUCGAACCUGCUCACGAUCCCGUAUACCGUGAUUCACAUCAUCACGAUGCUCGCGCUUAGCUACGCCGCCGAGAUUUUCGGAGAGCUCACUCUGAUGUCGAUGGUCGGGCAGAUCUGGGCCCUGCCCUUCUUGAUUUACCUCAACGUCGUCGACAUGACCACCACCAGCCGGUGGGUGAUAUGGACCGUUACCACUCUGCUGCUAGGCUAUCCCAACCCGCAUCCAAUCCAGGUGGCUUGGAACUCGCGGAACUCGAACACGGUGCGGUCCCGGACGGUGUCGGCGGCGUGCUACAACAUGUUCUGCCAGGCGGGGGGGAUCGUGGCGUCGAACAUCUACCGCGCCGACGACGCGCCGCGCUACCGCCGCGGCAACCGCCAGCUGCUCGGCAUCCUCGGCAUGAAUAUCGUCCUCUACGGCCUCACUAAGGCCUACUACGUCCUGCGCAACCGCUACCGCGACCGCCGCUGGCGAGCCCUGACCCCGGCCCAGCGCCUCGCGUACCUCGAUACAACCACCGACGAGGGCAACAAGCGCCUCGACUUCAGGUUUGAGCACUGAGGCGGAGACGGGAGGGGUGGAAGGGGGAGGGUAGAGAUAGAGGGCGUCGCGGGUAGGUAUACCUGUGUCGAGGUAUAUACUACCCAUGCGUAUAUCUGGGCCAACGCAGACCUGCUUUCACAGGUAUACAGCGGGACUAGCAGUAGACCGUUUCAUUUCCCUAGGCUACGUAGAGUUGGAGGUGGUCGGUUGUGAGCCUAUCUCUUCCUCCUCUAUUAGGAUGCCAUGAUUUGAGACGUAAUACUGUCC
Messenger RNA from Durotheca rogersii, 1938 nucleotides. RefSeq names its product MFS general substrate transporter. NCBI's taxonomy places the organism in Eukaryota, Fungi, Ascomycota, Sordariomycetes, Xylariales, Xylariaceae. The record is from RefSeq and is a predicted model, not a curated record. Gene Ontology annotation, cellular component: membrane. Gene Ontology annotation, molecular function: transmembrane transporter activity. Gene Ontology annotation, biological process: transmembrane transport. The coding region runs from base 1 to 1689 and encodes 562 amino acids. The transcript has 8 exons.